AUGAAUAACAAGAAUUGGAAUGAUCGCGCCGAUAAAGAUUUGUUCUUCACCAUACUAUCCGUGAAGAACAUUGGGGUUAUCAGCGGCUCAGAAUGGACCACCAUCGGUAACCACAUGAGAACCCUCGGGUAUGGGUUCACAAAUGAGGGUUGUCGGCAACAUUUUCAAGGCCUGAGGAGAGCCCAAAACAAGCCAGGUGAUGGUGGAAGCCCAGGAUCUAGCAGCAGACGUGUUGAUCCCACGUGGAAUCCGAUUACCAGGAGGCCUGGUCCUGGAAGGGGGAGGCCAAAAAAGUCUAUAUCCUCAGACGCCUCAGCCACCGAGCCGUCGGUCCCUGAUGGCGUAGCCUCUGGGCAGCCAAAUCCUGCACCCGUAGCAAUCCCUGGACUUCCGCCUCAGGUUCCAGUUGGUCAGGCCUAUGAGCCAAGCCAACAGCCUAUACACUAUCCUUCGCCUCCACUACCACACGCUGCGCUCCAUGGGCAGCAGCCGCAUCCCGGAAUCUCUCAACCGCAGCCUCAUGUCACAGAGCCUCACCUACAGGACAGUCAGCCAAACCAGUCCCUUUCUGAUAGCAAAGCAGGGGGGGCGGCAAGUCAUAACGUUGGGGACCUUCCUAUGCAGCACACUGCUAGGGCCGGCCUAGAAGGCUCAUCUGUCGAUGCCCUUCAUCUCGAACCUGAGAAUGAUGUCGACGCUGAAGGCGAGGGCGACGACGAGCCCCCAAUAAAGCGGCAGAGGAUAGAUUCUGACGGCGCAAUGCCAUCCGACUCCCUGGAAGAUGAUCCAGUUCUGGCUCUUGCGACUGCCAACAAUGCCGGGCCCAACGACCCAUAUCCUCCAGACUUCAGCUACGCGGAAGCAUAA
This is a messenger RNA of Clonostachys solani, 867 nucleotides long. The record is from the annotation of a GenBank genome assembly. NCBI's taxonomy places the organism in Eukaryota, Fungi, Ascomycota, Sordariomycetes, Hypocreales, Bionectriaceae.